CGCAGCGGUCCGUAGGUUUGCCCAAGAUGGCAGCCCUGGAGGAGGAAUUCACGUUGUCUGCGGUACCCUUGGGUGCCGGGCCUGAUGGACUCCUCGGAGUGGAGCAGAGCGACAAAACAGACCAGUUCUUAGUGACGGACAGCGGCAGGACUGUCAUCCUUUAUAAGGUUUCUGAUCAGAAGCCCUUGGGGAGCUGGUCAGUGAAACAAGGUCAAAUUAUAACAUGUCCAGCUGUGUGCAACUUUCAGACGGGAGAGUACAUUGUUGUACAUGAUAACAAGGUUUUGAGAUUAUGGACUAAUGAAGAUGUAAACCUGGAUAAAGUAUUUAAAGCUACAUUGUCAGCUGAUGUAUACAGAGUACAUUCAAUACAAGGGACAGAACCUUUGGUGUUAUUCAAGGAAGGUGCGGUUCGUGGUUUAGAGGCCUUGCUUGCGGAGCCCCAGCAGAAAAUUGAAACUGUUAUCUCUGAAGAAGAAGUAAUUAAGUGGACGAAGAUUUUUAUGGUGUUUAGGCAUCCUGUUUUAAUCUUCAUUACUGAAAGACAUGGAAAUUACUUUGCUUAUGUACAAAUGUUUAACUCACGUGUCUUAAGCAAAUACACACUCUUAAUUGGACAAGAAGAAAAAUCCGUUAUACAGAGUUUUGCUGCAUCUGUGGAUCGGAAGUUCAUCUCUUUGAUGUCAUUAAGCUCUGAUGGGUGCAUAUACGAAACCUUAAUACCGAUACAUCCGAGCGAUCCUGAAAACAAUCAGAAUCAGAAGGUGGUCAGUUCACUGUUGCUCCAGACUGUAGCAUCUGGAAACGCCCGCCGUGGCCUUGCGCUUGCCGUCCUGGAUCAAGACCACGUAGCUGUCCUGGGACCACCACUGCCAGCUUCUCGAGAAUGCCUCUCCAUAUGGAACACAAAAUUUCAAACACUACAGAUUUCAAAAGAAUUACCGCAAGGUACCAGUGGUCAACUCUGGUAUUAUGGAGACAAUUUGUUUAUGCUACAUGGGAAAUUUCUAUCUGUGAUUCCAUACAAGUGUGAAGCGUCGUCAUUAGCAGGUGCUCUCGGAAAACUCAAGAACAGUCAAGAUCCAGGCGCUCACACCAUGCCUCAGUUUGUAAACUGGGAAACCUCCCAGGGGUCUGGACUCGGAUCCCAGAACUCAGAGUCAUCAAAGAGAGUUUUAAGAAGAAGGAAAAUGGAAGCAAGUGUACAGCCAGAGGUUCCAGCAUCCAAACAACUUUUAUCAACUAUAAAGGAAGAUUCAGAAAAACACAUUGAAGUAGAACUACGUAAAUUUUUGGCUAUUAAGCGGACACCUGACUUUCAUACAAUCAUUGGGGACAUAGUAAUAGGACUUCUGGGAAGAUGUAAAACAGAACCAUCAUUUUAUCCCCGAAACUCUCUGAUGCAGCUUGUCCAAAUGCAUGUGCUUUCUUACAGCUUGUGCCCUGGCUUGAUGGAGGUUGCCUUAGAAAGGACGGACGUGCAGAUGCUACAGCUCUGCCUGCAGCAGUUCCCCGACAUCCCUGAAGCGGUCACCUGUGCUUGCUUGAAGGUUUUCUUGAGUGUUGGUGAUAGCACACUUCAAGAGACAAGCAUCAAUAUGGACUCAGUUUCCGACUACAGCGAUGCUGCACAUGACGAGAAAAUGGAAGCGCAAACUGAAAUUCUCCAGAACGGCUUCAACCCUGAAGAAGACAGCUGUGAUAACUGUGAGAGAGCACUGAAGGAAAAGCCUCAGGCCACCGUGGAGGAGACCGCCUCAUGCCCUGUGAUACCAAAAAGAGCAGCUCUGCUAAACGCAAUUCUUCGUUCUGCAUACAGUGAAGCCUUUCUCCUGCCUCACUUGAAAGACAUCCCAGCGCAGCAUAUCACUCUCUUUCUACAGUAUUUGUAUUUCCUUUAUUUGAAGUGUAGUGAAAAUGCUACUAUGACUCUCCCGGGAGUGCACCCUCCAACCCUGAACCAGAUUAUGGAUUGGAUAUGCCUCCUUCUAGAUGCUAAUUUUACUGUUGUGGUAAUGAUACCAGAAGCAAAGAAGCUACUGUUGAGUCUUUACAAGUUUGUGAAAUCUCAGAUAUGCAUUUGUUCCGAGCUCAACAAGAUUGAAGUAAGUUUUCGUGAACUGCAGAAAUUAAAUCAAGAAAAGAAUAGUAGAGAAUUAUAUUCAAUUGAAGUACUGGAACUCUUCUGAUAGUACCAGUUCUCUUUCAUAGACAUUUUAUGAAGCUCUUUUGAAAGUGAGUUCUUCCUACUCAUCCAGGCAAGAGAUGUGUUUUGUUCAUGACUGUCUCUCAGCAGCAAGAGAAAUGCAUCGGUACCUAGACCAUCACUUACCGAUGCUCCUUUGGACUGCAGGUUUCAUGCAAACGUACUCUAGUUUAUGGACGUUGGUUGGGAGAGGUUCUGAAACUUUUAAAAAAUAUGUAACUGAGCUAAUUUUAAGUAAACUUAUUUGUGGUACUUAUGAAAGUCAGAUUUCUUAUCACAUGUUUUAAAUAGCUCUUUUAAUAAAAAAAAAAAUCACCAUUGAAACAGUGA
Molecule: messenger RNA, 2536 nt
Organism: Phyllostomus hastatus (greater spear-nosed bat)
Lineage: Eukaryota; Metazoa; Chordata; Mammalia; Chiroptera; Phyllostomidae
Gene: NOL11
Product: nucleolar protein 11
Exons: 18
Coding region: 27-2189 (720 amino acids)
Biological process (GO): maturation of SSU-rRNA
Cellular component (GO): nucleolus; nucleus
Molecular function (GO): protein binding; RNA binding
Source: RefSeq, a predicted model, not a curated record